Messenger RNA from Dibothriocephalus latus, 798 nucleotides. Lineage: Eukaryota; Metazoa; Platyhelminthes; Cestoda; Diphyllobothriidea; Diphyllobothriidae. The record is from the annotation of a GenBank genome assembly.
UUGAACAGUAGCGUGCACCGUGCUCCCUCCUCUUCUCCCUACGGUCUCACGCUAAGACCACUGCCUGCGCUGACAACCAGCAGCUCCUACGAGCUACGACAGGGACGUGGCCGUCCACCCACCAGAACCACCUCCUGGCCAGAUAUGUUUAGUCAGAUAGCUCGUAUUACUGAUCACCUCUACCUCAGUGGACUGCAGGCCCUGAGCCCUGAGCGGCUCCGGCAGUAUGGGAUAACGCAGGUCAUCACUGCGAUGAUAGAUCCGCCACCCAGCAGUCUGCUUUCCAGCGUGAAUUCACACAUCCAGAUCAGCGUGGAGGAUGCGGAGACCUCGAAUCUGCGGAUUUAUUUUGAUUCGGUGGGGGAGAGGAUAGCUGCGGAGAAGAAGCGGGGUGGGAAAACCCUGGUCCACUGCAUGGCCGGUAUCUCACGCUCGGCCUCUCUGGUCCUCGCCUAUCUUAUACGUCACCAGAAUAUGAGUCUGGCGGAUGCCUACGAUUUGGUGCGGGGAGUUCGACCUUUCAUUCAACCAAAUGCCGGCUUCUGGCGGCAACUCAUUUCGUACGAGGAGAUGGUGAGGGGCACACGGUCCAUGCGGAUCCUCUCGGAUGCUACCAGCCAGCUGACUGUGCCGGCAGUGGGCCUGCGGAAUGGAUACUCCUCACGCUACGGCCGGUCGCCGUCGACCUCGACGUAUGCGCACGAGAAACCGCGGGCCUCCUCACGCUAUACGGCCGGUGCCUAUAGCGGCAUCUACGAAGAAAACCGGCGACUUGCCGGUCUCUACGGACGAUACUAG